CCACAUCAGAUCAAGUAAGAGAGACUGCAGUAUGAUGACUUUUGCAAGGAGUGCUACAUUGCUCAGCUCGCUGCUGUUAAUGCUGAUCCUGGGGCUGUCAGCGAAGAAUUCAGCCCUUGGAAAGGCAAUAAGACCUGGGUUCAAUGGAGAGAGAGGCGCAGAGGAGAAAAAGAGCGAUGACUGCCCACCCCAAAAGGACUCCAGAUUCCCUCUCAGUGUGAAAGUCGACAUAAGCAUCAGUAGCACACAGCAUGCUACCAAAGUGGCUCAUGAUAUCAGUAACCGGUCUGUGUCUCCCUGGGAUUACAGCAUUGACAACGAUCCGAACCGGUUCCCGCAAGUGAUCUCUCAGGCCAAGUGCCGCCAUUACAGCUGUGUGGACUCCGCCGGGCAGGAGGACUACAGCAUGAACUCCAUCCCCAUCCAGCACGAGAUCCUUGUUCUCCGACGGGAGCAGAGAGCCUGUCAGCCCACCUACCGGCUGGAGAAACAAGUCAUCACUGUGGGCUGUACCUGUGCGAGGCCCAUCAUCCACUAUCUGCAGUAAGAGAAGGCAGCCAGUCAGAAGAAGGAGACCUCAUGAAGAAUCAGCCAUGCUAAUGGUCUCCAUGGACCUUAAAUUUAACAAAGGGCCUGAUCCAACUUCCACUGAAAAGAGUCUUUCCACUCAUUUCACUGGAAUUGGGUCAGACCAUGAUAAAGAGCCAAAUUCAUAGAGAGCUGACCAAAAAAAAGGGGGGGAUGGGACACAAUUACUUUUUUAAAUUUUUCCCCCAAAUCUCAAAUUUCAAAAUUCAACCAGAUCCAUGGGAGGGCGGAUAAAAGGGUAAAAAUUUACAUCAUUUGAUAUCAAUUUCUCCCCAUUUUUUUAAUUUCAAGCUUCAAACCAUUUUGACCAGCUCCAGCAUGAAUCAAAGCCUUGGGAAAAAAUCAACCUGAAUCUGACUCUAAAAUCCAGAGUCUUUUUUAAGUGCUAAUCCAAGUAAAUUAUUAUAGCUGCAACAAAUCACAAUUUUUUUAAAACAAAUGUAGUUUCCUUGCUUGCUUUUCAAAUGAAUAUUGAACAUAAAACCACAUUUCAGAGACAAUUGUGCUACCUACAUAAUACCCCAGGAAAAGAGUGGUGAAAUG
Messenger RNA from Pelodiscus sinensis (Chinese soft-shelled turtle), 1131 nucleotides. Its product is annotated as interleukin-17F-like. Gene Ontology annotation, cellular component: extracellular region. The record is from RefSeq and is a predicted model, not a curated record. Gene Ontology annotation, molecular function: cytokine activity. Lineage: Eukaryota; Metazoa; Chordata; Testudines; Trionychidae. Gene Ontology annotation, biological process: inflammatory response.